CUGGGAUUUAGGAGAGUGGUCCGAAUGCAGCAAAUCCUGCGGCCUGGGGAUGCAGCACCGCCAAGUUCUCUGCCGGCAAGUCUAUGCCAACCGCAGCUUAACGGUUCAGCUGCACCGAUGCCAACACUUGGAGAAACCAGAGAGGACAAGUACGUGCCAACUGAAGAUCUGCAGUGAAUGGCAAAUUCGGACAGAAUGGACAUCGUGUUCAGUUCCAUGCGGAGUUGGCCAGAGGACUCGGGAUGUAAAAUGUGUCAGCAACCUUGGAGAUGUUGUCGAUGAUGAGGAGUGUAACAUGAAGCUACGGCCCAAUGACAUUGAGAAUUGUGAUAUGGGACCCUGUGCCAAGAGCUGGUUCCUUACGGAAUGGAGUGAUCGGUGCUCGGCAGAAUGUGGUUCCGGCGUCCGAACUCGUUCCGUGGUCUGCAUGACCAACCACAUCAGCAGUUUGCCACUGGAAGGUUGCGGGCACAACAGACCAACGGAGAGCACCCCCUGUGACAAUGGGCCUUGCCUGGGGAAGGUCGAGUGGUUUGCUGGCAGCUGGACUCAG
Molecule: messenger RNA, 553 nt
Organism: Notechis scutatus (mainland tiger snake)
Lineage: Eukaryota; Metazoa; Chordata; Lepidosauria; Squamata; Elapidae
Source: RefSeq, a predicted model, not a curated record